Lotus japonicus is the source of this 1828-nucleotide messenger RNA. Its product is annotated as chaperone protein dnaJ 10. The coding region runs from base 200 to 1405 and encodes 401 amino acids. NCBI's taxonomy places the organism in Eukaryota, Viridiplantae, Streptophyta, Magnoliopsida, Fabales, Fabaceae. The transcript is spliced from 11 exons. The record is from RefSeq and is a predicted model, not a curated record.
UUUGUUUUCUUAAAUACUGGUGAAAGGCAAAAAGUCGGAACCACCGCGGUUCGGAGAGGAAACAUUUCACGGCAGUCAACUCCCCGGAGUCCGAAGUCCAUUCCAAUCAGAGGAGGCGGAUUACGCCUGAGCGAGGAGAAUAACGCCAUUUGAUUUUGCGCGUUUGCUCAUUGGAAAGCUCAAUCAAGUGCUCAUUGAGAUGGUAAAGGAGACCGAAUACUAUGACGUGCUGGGUGUCAGUCCUUCGGCAUCCGAAGCUGAGAUUAAGAAAGCUUAUUACAUGAAGGCACGGCAAGUGCAUCCAGAUAAAAACCCAAAUGACCCUCUUGCUGCACAAAAUUUUCAGGUUUUAGGUGAGGCUUACCAAGUUCUGAGUGACCCAGGUCAAAGGCAAGCUUAUGAUGUUCAUGGGAAAUCAGGAAUCUCUACUGAUGCAAUUAUUGACCCUGCAGCAAUCUUUGCCAUGCUUUUCGGUAGUGAACUUUUUGAGGAAUAUAUAGGCCAGCUAGCCAUGGCCUCAAUGGCUUCAAUGGACAUUUUUACUGAAGGGGAACAAUUUGAUACUAAAAAGUUGCAAGAGAAAAUGAGGGUGGUUCAGAAGGAAAGAGAAGAAAAACUUGCAGACAUACUUAAAAAUAGACUCAACCAAUAUGUCCAAGGAAACAAAGAGGACUUUGUAAAUCAAGCAGAAGCUGAAGUAGCUCGGCUCUCCAGUGCAGCUUAUGGGGUUGAUAUGCUGAAUACAAUUGGCUACAUAUACGCUAGGCAGGCAGCAAAAGAGCUAGGAAAGAAAGCAAUUUACUUGGGUGUACCUUUUAUUGCUGAGUGGUUUAGAAACAAAGGGCACUUCAUCAAAUCCCAAGUUACAGCAGCAACAGGGGCAAUUGCUUUGAUCCAACUGCAGGAGGAUAUGAAAAAGCAACUCAGUUCAGAAGGGAACUAUACUGAAGAAGAGCUUGAAGAAUACAUGCAAUCUCACAAGAAAUUAAUGAUUGACUCUCUGUGGAAACUUAAUGUGGCUGACAUUGAGGCCACUCUUUCUCGUGUGUGUCAAAUGGUUCUUCAAGACAACAGUGCCAAGAAAGAAGAGCUCCGUGCACGUGCAAAAGGGUUGAAAACUCUCGGUAAAAUCUUCCAGAGGGUUAAGCCAGCUAAUGGGAACGAUAAUGAAAGUGUUCAAAACAAAGCAGUGCAUAAGUUGAAUGGAAAUGAAACUAGCAAUGAUGCUUGUUCUCCUAGUGCAUCACCUAAUGCUUCUAGUCCUGAUUCAACACAUGCUAUGUAUGCAUCGCAGAGCCCCUAUGUGGAGGCCCCACACUUUGCAGGCAUGCAAUUCGACUACAACUUCCCUAGGCCAACAGCUCCCCCUGGUGCCCAGAGACCUGCUCCAACCAGCAAGGAUUGAUGAGGGAGUUUAAUACCUCUGUGUGUGCGUGUGUUUGUGUUGUGGGUAUACCACCUAUUGUAUGUAUCGAUCUUAUGGUAUCGUGUCGAAUGUGCCUUUGCAAAUUGAUCUGCUGGAGAUCGCACCUUGUCUGUGGGGACCUGAUUGUGCAUUGUGGCUAUUCAUGUCUGAUUAUUUUAUACAUAGAUGGGGAAAGAUAAUUUAAAGGUAGCCCGUGUUGUUGCUAAUUGGCUACCAUGUAAUUCGAGCUGUGUAUUUUAUUGGGGUUUAUGCACUUGGGUUCAUUUUCUCAUUUCUUGUGUUUUUUUAGGGAUAGUAGGAUUUCAAUUUUAGGGAUCAAGUCUCUGACCUUGGUUAACAUAAUGCUAAAAUUUUGUACCAUAUAUGAAAUAGUAAACAUGCGUGAAUUCUUUUGCAAGAUAA